Molecule: messenger RNA, 1287 nt
Organism: Corapipo altera (White-ruffed manakin)
Lineage: Eukaryota; Metazoa; Chordata; Aves; Passeriformes; Pipridae
Gene: NOX5
Product: NADPH oxidase 5
Exons: 11
Biological process (GO): defense response; superoxide anion generation
Cellular component (GO): NADPH oxidase complex; plasma membrane
Molecular function (GO): superoxide-generating NAD(P)H oxidase activity
Source: RefSeq, a predicted model, not a curated record
GGCGGUGUGGGGGGCACAGCCCCCCAGACCGGGCUGGCCCUGCUGGCGCUGCUCCUCGCCAUGGGCACCUUCUCCAGCCCCUGCGUCCGGCGCCGCGGCCACUUCGAGGUUUUCUACUGGACCCACCUCUCCUACAUCUCUGUCUGGACCCUCCUCAUCCUCCAUGGUCCCCAUUUCUGGAAGUGGUUUGUGGUUCCUGGCUCCCUGUUUGUGCUGGAGAAGGUUCUGGGCUGGGCCUGGCGCCGGGCGGGGGGGCUGCACAUCGUGGAGGUCAACCUGCUCCCCUCCAAGGUGACUCACCUGGUGAUCCAGAGACCUCCAUCCUUCCACUUCAAACCCGGGGACUACGUGUACCUGAACGUCCCGGCCAUCGCCUCCUACGAGUGGCACCCCUUCUCCAUCAGCAGCGCCCCCGAGCAGCCAGAGACCCUCUGGCUGCACAUCAGGUCUCUGGGCCAGUGGACCAACAGGCUGUACGAGUACUUCCAGCAGCUGGAAUCACCCAGCCCGGAGCCGAAUCCGCCUGAGAGGAGCCGGAGCUGGGCACAGGUUGAGAGGGGGGGCUCCACUGGCCCGGGGGAGACCCGGCGGCUGUGCAGCGUCAAGUGCUUCCUGGACGGUCCCUACGGGACCCCGACGCGGCGGAUCUUCCUGUCGGAACACGCCGUGCUCAUCGGGGCCGGGAUCGGGAUCACCCCCUUCGCCUCCAUCCUGCAGAGCAUCAUGUACCGCCGGCGGAGGCAGAGCUGCCCCAGCUGCCACCAUUCCUGGUGUGAGGAGCUGCAGGACCAGGACAUGACCCUCAGGAAGGUGGAUUUCAUCUGGAUAAACCGGGAUCAGAAGCACUUUGAGUGGUUCCUCAGCCUCCUGAGCAAGCUGGAAAGGGAGCAGGCGGAGCUGGAGCCGGGAGGGCGGUUCCUGGAGCUCCACCUGUACAUGACCUCGGCCCUGGCGAGGAGCGACGUGAAGGCCCUGGGGCUGCAGGUGGCGCUGGAUCUGCUGGCAGCCAAGGAAAAGCGGGAUUCCAUCACCGGGCUGCGCACGCGGACACAGCCCGGCCGGCCCGACUGGGGCAAGGUGUUUGGGAAGGUGGCCCAGGAGCAGGUUGGGAAGGUCCAGGUGUUCUUCUGUGGCUCCCCAGCCCUGGCCAAGGUCAUCCGGGGGCACUGCGAGCGCUUCGGCUUCCGCUUCUCCAGGGAAAACUUCUGAGCCGGGGCCUUCCCGCCCUGCCAGGCCUGCCCAGGGAUGGCACCCGGGCUUGGAGCUGCUCCACCGGGGCUGGGAAGA